GGAGAUUGGGGGGGGCUCAGAUUAGACAGGGUCUGUGUUUGCCCAGGAUGUCCUACUCAGUCUCAUCAAGGAUGAUGACUUUGGACUCCCAAAUGGUCCUCUACCUCCCAAGUGCUGGGAUGACAGGGGUACACUACCAUGUCCAGUUCCCAAUCCGACACUGUAGACACGAUGUUAAAAUAUUUUAUCUAUAUUGGACCACAUAAAAAUAUGUCAUUAAUUCUUUCUGUGUCUUUUCUUUGAGACAAGAUCUCUAACUAUCUGGCCUAUAACUUGAUAUGUAACCCAGGCUGGUCUUGAACUCAUAAAGAUUAAAAGCAUGUACCACACCUGGCUUACAAUGUAUUUCUAAUCAUGAACUCUUACCACUGAGCUACACGCCCCACCCCGAUGGUGUUCUAUUUCUAUUGGGCAGCCUAGCUAUGGCAUCUCCUUGUAUAGUAAUAUCUAUCCCAUCAUUUAUUAAAACAACAAAAACAAGCCAUGUUUGCUUUCGCUCAUCUUACUGUGGUCAGAAUCGACUCAGGAUAUAAAUUCAGGACUUAUUUUAAACUUUUGUUGUUUUUUGAGGCAGGGCCUUACUAUGCAGCCCAUGGUAACCUUGCACUUGUGUGACAUAGUCCAGGCUGGCAGAGGGAUUUGAAGUGAUCUUCAUGCCUUAGGCUCCUGAGUGCUGGGAUUAUAAGGACGAUCCAUCACCUCCUGGCUUUUAAACUUCUUUGUUAGCUUCCUGAUUUCAUUAAUCUUGGUGAAAGUAUAAUCUCUUUUUGCAUAAAGCAAAUCCUUCCUCAAAAAGACACUGACCUCAGAGUCCCCAGUGAUCUUAUUUCUGUGAUGAGGAAGUAGCUAAUCACACGAUGAUGGCGCCAUUUCUCUUUCCAGUCGGCAACUCAGUGUUCUGGGUCUGUGCCCUAAGGUCUGUGUCAAAGUGGGUUAUGUGGGCUCUAGUGCUAGCAGGUGCCAAGAUGCCCUGCAGAAGAGGACUUGGUGGGAGAGAAACCCAAGUUUAGGAUGGGCAGAAGAUUUGGGGAUGGCUCAUGUCAAACAAACCCAUGAAAAGGUAACAGAAAACACCAAUUUCGGAAGUCUGGCCGGGGAGGAGUGUCUCCCAAGGAGGUGGAUCUUAGCAUUUCUUGGUUCUGAAACCACAGCCAGACUGGUGUCCCGUGGAGGUUUAAGCUCUUGGGGGGCAGCGUUCUGACUGCUGCCUGGCGCUCAGGACAUUGCCUCGCCUAUCGGUUUAUCUCGCGCAAUCCUCAGGUGUUCUGCUGGCCUCCUCCGUGUAAUGGUAGGAACAGUGACUGCAUCAAAACUGAGACCCAGUGACUCCAGUUCAUGUCCAGUAUCCGGCACACUUUAGAUUUGUAAUUAUCUAGCCCAGCAGUUAACACCCUUACUUCUGAAGGAGAGUAGCGAUGUGAUGAUCAGAAUUCCUAGGAUGGUACUGUAGAAGUUUCCCCGGGGGCCGAGGGACAGCCAGGAUGGUGAAGUACUCAACUCAUAAGGACCAGAGUUCGAGACCCAAAACUAAUGCAGUAUCACAUAAUUGUAAUCCCAGUACUGGGAAGACAGAAUCAGGUAGAUCCCUGGAGCUCACUGACCAGCCUAAUCAUCCAACCCCAGGUCAGUGAGAUCCUGUCUCAGAAAAACAAGGUGGGAGCCAACUGUAGGGGUGACACAUGUCCUUAAUCCUAGCACUCAGGAGGCAGAGGCAGGUAGAUCUCUUGGAGUCCAAGGCCAGUCUAAUCUGCAUAGCAAGUUUCAGGACAUCAUGGUGAGACCAUGUAUGAAAACCAAAAUAGGCGUGUUCUGAGGAAGGGUCUCCGAGGCUGCCCUCUGGCCUACACAUGCAGACUUACACACAAGAACACAAACAUAAAUUCCCUGAGCAGAACAUGACACAGGCCCGUAAUCCUAAUGCUUGGGAGAAUGAGGCAGGCCAUCAUCUUAAGUUCAAGGCCAGCCUGGGCUCUGUAUUGAACACCAGCCAGAGCUGUAUAGCGAUUCCAUGUCUCAAAAAGUGCUUGCUAGCUGGGCGUAAUGGCACACACCUUUAUUCCAACACUUGGGAGGCAGAGGCAGGCAGAUACCUGAGUUCGAGGCUAGUCUGGUCUACAGAAUGGAUUCUGGGACAGCUAGAGCUACAAAGAGAAACAUGGUCUCAAAGAAACUAACCACACAAGUUUAAAAACAAAAAAGUACUUGCUAUGCAAGACCAACAACUUGAAUCUGAUCCCCAGAAUCUACGAUGGAGAAAAUCAACUUCUAAAAGUUGUCCUCUGACUUUUACAUGUGAGCCCACACUUACACACACAAACACACCAGCUCAUGCACACACACACACACACACACACACACACAUGCACCAGAUGGGUGUAGUGUCUCACAGCUAAAAUCCCAGCAUCUGGGAGUCUGAGGUGGAAGGUUACCACCUCAGAAUUUGAGUCCAGUCUGAGCUACACAGCCUGUACCAGACCAACCAGGGCCACAUAGGAAAAACCAGCCUAGAAGAUGGAAUUCUCUUGUCUAAAGACAGUAGAGGCUUCAGAGGUUUCUGGCUCAAGAGUUCAAAUUCCUGCUCUGGCCAUUUUCUAGCUGCAUGACCUUGGGUGAGUGACUUAACCAUUUUUUUUCUCUAUUCCUAUCUCUGUAAACUGUAGCUAAUAAAGCUAUGUGACUCAUGAAGUGGUUAUGAAAACAGCUUACUACAUGGACAUCAAAUGGAAACCAUUGUUAGAAUAUCCUAUUAUUAGUGAUUCCCAUGAACCACAGUGUCUUGAGCCUGCUCAGACAUCCAGUGAUAAAGAUGACAUUAGCUGAGCCUUUCCCAUGUGCCGAUGACCAACUGUGCUAGCUAGGAAUAACCAGUGGGGCGACUGUGCCCAUUUCAUACAGUGGAGUGGAAUAGGCGUUCACAGCUUUUGCCGGUCAUGUGAUUAGUGACUGCCACACUCGCACCAGGUGGCUAUCGGAGACUCCCUGGCAUCAGUUCGAGUUUACCAAGGACAGUGACCUGCUGUGUUUUUUAGGUGGGUGUUUGUGUGGGAAAAGGGCUACCAGGAAACUGACUCUGUGGUCAGCUCGGUGACGACCAAGGCCAAAGGCGUGGCUGUGACCAACACUUCUGAACUCGGAUUCCGGAUCUGGGAUGUGGCAGACUAUGUGAUUCCAGCCCAGGAGGAAAACUCGCUCUUCAUCAUGACCAACAUGAUCAUCACUGUGAACCAGACACAGAGCACCUGUCCAGAAGUUCCUGAUGAGACCACCAUCUGUAACUCAGACUUGAACUGCACUCUUGGCUCCACAGGCACCCACAGCAACGGAGUUGGGACAGGAAAAUGUGUCCCAUUCAACGAGUCCGUGAAGACCUGUGAGGUAGCAGCAUGGUGCCCAGUGGAGAACGACGCUGGCGUGCCCACGCCUGCUUUUUUAAAUGCUGCGGAAAACUUCACCCUCUUGGUAAAGAACAACAUCUGGUACCCCAAGUUUAAUUUCAGCAAGAGGAACAUUCUCCCCAACGUCACCUCUUCCUACCUCAAGUCGUGCAUCUAUGACGCGCAGACAGAUCCCUUCUGCCCCAUAUUCCGUCUUGGCAAAAUCGUGGAGGACGCAGGGCACAGCUUCCAGGACAUGGCAGUUGAGGGAGGCAUCAUGGGCAUUCAGGUCAAGUGGGACUGUAACCUGGACAGAGCGGCCUCCCUCUGCCUGCCCAGGUACUCCUUCCGGCGCCUCGACACCCGGGACCUGGAACACAAUGUGUCCCCUGGCUACAAUUUCAGGUUUGCCAAGUACUACAGGGACCUCGCCGGUAAUGAGCAGCGCACACUCAUCAAGGCAUAUGGCAUCCGCUUUGACAUCAUCGUGUUUGGAAAGGCUGGGAAGUUUGACAUCAUCCCUACCAUGAUCAACGUUGGCUCUGGCUUGGCACUGCUGGGGGUGGCGACUGUGCUAUGUGACGUCAUAGUCCUCUACUGCAUGAAGAAAAGAUACUACUACCGGGACAAGAAAUAUAAGUAUGUGGAAGACUACGAGCAGGGUCUCGCGGGCGAGAUGGACCAGUGAUGCCUGACCGUACACUUCAGCCCCACACAGCUCUCAUCAAAACAGUGAGAAGGGAGAAACGGCUGCUGAACUCUGCUCCUCCACUCCACACUCAGGGUUGCCUAGUGGGUCUUGUAUCAUUUUGGUUUUGUCAUUUUUGAGCCUGGGUCUUGCUUUGUGGCUCAGCUGAGUUUCAGACUCAGGAUCUUUCUGCUCCAGCCCCCAAGAGUGCUGGAAUUACAGAGGUACUUCACAGUACCCUUCUCCUUGUGGGUUUGGCAUUUUUUUAAAAAAUCUUUUACGGUUUCACCGUACGUACCUCAGGUUGGCCUCAAAGCCUAGACAUUCCUCCACCCUCUAGAGCCUUUAACCUCGCCUUGUGUGGAGGGCUCAUUUGUUCACUGCAGUGACCCCAGGCUGGACCCCAGCCAAGGGACUUGGUCCCAGAGGUGGAUGUCUAGGUGUGGGGUGUUUAUACAGUAUCAGCAUACUGAGGAAAUACAGCAGUCGGAGAGCUGAGGCACUGCUGUGACUUGUGGGGCUGCCACCUUCUCCAGCGUCUCCGGGACCGGCUCCCUCGGAAGUCCUGGUCCUCUGAGGCACAGCGGCUUUGUCCAAGCACUUUAUAAGGAGGGGGUUCUCCAGGUGUCGCUGGCAGGCCUGGGGCACGGCUCCUCUUCCCUGUAACUAGACUCUGCCCCUUGUGACAAAGGCAGAGUUAGCUUUCCCUUUCAGAAGGGCUAUGUUGAAAUGACUGAGGACCAAACAUUAAAUGACAUUAAAAUCCU
Myodes glareolus (Bank vole) is the source of this 4829-nucleotide messenger RNA. The record is from RefSeq and is a predicted model, not a curated record. Lineage: Eukaryota; Metazoa; Chordata; Mammalia; Rodentia; Cricetidae.